This is a messenger RNA of Zootoca vivipara (common lizard), 11360 nucleotides long. It is a transcript of the gene PIK3R1, whose product is annotated as phosphoinositide-3-kinase regulatory subunit 1. Lineage: Eukaryota; Metazoa; Chordata; Lepidosauria; Squamata; Lacertidae. The record is from RefSeq and is a predicted model, not a curated record. Gene Ontology annotation, molecular function: protein binding; 1-phosphatidylinositol-3-kinase regulator activity. Gene Ontology annotation, biological process: insulin receptor signaling pathway; phosphatidylinositol phosphate biosynthetic process. Gene Ontology annotation, cellular component: phosphatidylinositol 3-kinase complex.
GACUUGGCAGGUAUGCUCUCAGGCCACCCCUCAGUGAAGAUAAAACUUGGAGAGAACAUGAAGGACUGUAGCUCUCAAUGCCAGUUAUAAGUGAAAUAAGUAAAUGCAUUUUCUAAUUACACUAAAAUAAAAAAAAGCAGGACAUUGGCAAGAUCCUAAGGUAGACGGUCUGUUAGUGCUGCUUUACAAAGGGGUCUUCUUUUGGAAGGAGUCCUCUGUUUGGACCUAGUCCGGUUUCAAGAUAAAUAACCCUAAAACAGGGGCAUGGAAAUUAUUGCAUGGACAGUAGUCUGAGCAGCCACAUAGGUCACCUGGACACAGGGUUCCCCCUCCCAAUGUCAAGAAGUAUUGGCUUUCUAUUUAAAUUAUAGUCAUAAUUUUAGAAUUGGCACCAAUGCUUAUAGGAAGGAACACAGGGGUCUGUGGCUCAGUAUAGCACCGUACACUGACUGGCAGGGACUUUCAGGGGUUCCAAUUUAAGGACAUUCUUGUCCUACCUGGAGAUGGCUUGCGAUUUUCUGCAAGCAAAGCAGAUGCUCUUGUCUUUUGUCCUCUUUUUUUCUGGUGAUGUGUAAGUGGUCACUGUAACAUAAUUCAUUUCUAUAGUUGCUGUUCAACAAGGAAAAAUAAUGCCAGUGUGUAUUAUUAUUAUUAUUAUUAUUAUUAUUAUUAUUAUUAUUAUUACUACUACUACUACUACUAUAUUUCCACAGCAUGCUAUUGCUUUACACAGUGUUUUUCUACAGUAGCACAAGAAAAACAAGAUAGUUCCCAGCUCUAAGGAUCUUACAAGCUAAACUGUUACUCCAGUGCCACUAAAGUUUUUUCAGCACCUUGAACUAACAGUUCUACACCGAACAUGACAUUGUUGUGGCUUUUAUAAAAUAGUGUGUGCUUCAAAAGCAGCCCGUAGAGGGGAGUAGAAUAUAACAGGACAAUUUAACUACAGGCAUUUUUUUUCAAGAGUUCCAGUUGGAGCCAACUAAAAACAUCUGCUGUCUUAUUUAUAGUUCCCAGUUCCAAGAAGUAUAUUCUGUGGCAGAUGAAAAAGUGGGUGACAGCUCAUAAUUCAUAAAGUUACCAAAGCCUAAUCUGAUAGAACAUAAUGUACAAACUCCUCCCUCCCACACAGACAAUAUCGCUUCCUUUUAACACAAGAUAUAGCAUGGCUUUGCUACAUAUUAAAUUGAGCGUUGACAUACAAUUUACAACCCUUGUUAUAAUAAUUAAACUUUAAUAAAGAAGCACUGUGGCGUAUUAUUGCAAAAUGUUGGCUCAGAGCCAGCAAUUUGGGGAGAUGCAUCUUGUUAGUGUGAUUCUAAGCCAGGUUGUUUUUGGUUUUUUAAAAAAUCCAGUUAACUUCCCCCUCGGAAUCUAUUUUUGUUUUGUAUUAUAGGAACCCCUUGUGUUGUUGUGCUGAGGAUUGUUUUUCUUUUUCUUUUAACAAGGGAGAGGGGAGGGGAAGACAUUUUCUAGCAUGUUAUAUAUACUGCAUAUAUUUUUGUUUAAAAUACUGGUAAUAAUAAUAAUAAUAAUAAUAAUAAUAAUAAUAAUAAUAAUAAUAAUAAUUUAUUUAUACCCCGCCCAUCUGGCUGGGUUUCCCCAGCCACUCUGGGCGGCUUCCAACCGAAUAUUGAAAACAGUACAGCAUAAUUGUGGUAAUCGUGAGAUUUCUGGGUAGUGGGCUGAGAUUGAACUAGCCUGUUGUGAGAGUGUAUGUCCAACUUACUUUAUAAUCAAGUUUUCGGAUGAAGGCUUUGGUAAGUUGUUGGUAAGCAGUAUUUCCCCAUGCAAGCUUUUUUUCCUAAAGUUUCAAAGCAGCAUUUUCCUUUGGAGGGUAUGGAGGUGCUCACAACACAUAUUCAUACCAUAGAUCCGGCAUCCCCAAACUGCGGCCCUCCAGAUGUUUUGGCCUACAACUCCCAUGAUCCCUAGCUAGCAGGACCAAUGGUCGGGGAAGAUGGGAAUUGUAGUCCAAAACAUCUGGAGGGCCGAAGUUUGGGGAUGCCUGCCAUAGAUGGUGUAUACACCUCAUUAAAGCAGCUUACAAUGAUAUAAUGUGUGAAAUAUAAAUGCACCAUUUUUGCAGAUUAUAAAUAUUUACAUUAUGUUCCUCAGAAAGCAGUUCUCUGGAACAAGUGCCAUCCAAAUGAACAGUUGUUGCACCACUGCGCACACCCAUCCCUCCCACCUCACUAGACCAGAGCUUUCCAAACUGUUCAUGUUGGUGACACACUUUUUAGACAUGCAUCAUUUUGCGUCACAGUAAUUCAGUUUUACUAGCAAACAGGAGAUUGAACUAACCCCUUUCCAGCCGCAGGAGCAGGGCGGGGGGCGUGGCGUUUGCAGGACACACCUACACACUUGCAGCCAACACACUAACACAUCAUGACAUACAGUUUGGAAAGCUCUGCACUGGACCUUGGAACAGACAAAAUAUGGAGGAGAGUUCUUGAACAUUUGGGGGACAGGGCAGAAGUUGUCUGGAAUCCAGGUGGGGGUGACUGUAUUACUUACUAAUUGUUUUUUGCAGUCUUCUGUGGUCACUAGGGUGAUGACUUUUUUACAACCUCAUUUCCCUGUAUCAUAAUUUGAUGAGCUUUCAUUAAAGAUUAGAUAAAAUCUUACUUUCAAAGAGAGGUGAUUAAACAACCUCAUGCACAAAAUGAUUAAAAAAAUUUUUAUUUAUCAGUUUUGAAGUCACUGUAAGCAGAUAUAAAAUUGAACCCAAGCUUUAGAGUCACAUAUAUACAACAUUAUAUAGCAGGCAUCCCCAAACUUUGGCCCUCCAGAUGUUUUGGACUACAAUUCCCAUCUUCCCCAACCACUGGUCCUGUUAGCUAGGGAUCAUGGGAGUUGUAGGCCAAAACAUCUGGAGGGCCGCAGUUUGGGGAUCACUGUUAUAUAGGAUCAUCAAACACACAAGGAAGCUUUUUUUAGCUGCAGUAACAGUAUAGACGCUGCUAGAGGACGAUGUUUUGCUACCUCUCCUGUAGGUUCUUUUCCCAGCAUGCCCGGCAGGGUCUGCUGGCUGAGUUUUGAGGUCUCAAAAAGGGACUUUUACCUUGCGCAGGUGUGACAUUUGUAUACCCUAUGUUGCUAAGAACACUCCCCAUUGUGGAAUGUGGUGUUGUGUCCAGAUUUGAUACAAAAUAUAUAUAGAAUUGUUAAUACAAUUUUAUGAAAUGGUAAAACGGCAUACAAAAAAAUUAAAAACGGUUUGUGCAUAACCUUUUUUAAUAUUUCAAUGGAAUAUACCUCAUUUUAGUCAUUAAUAGGCAAAAGUUCAUCCAUUUGUGCUACAGGAAAUAAUUUUUGAGAGAGAAAAAAAAGAAAAUGUCAUCACCCUAGUGGUCACCCCAUGGGGGCGACCAUCUUGUUUUCAUACAAUGUGCUACCAACAACACAACAUCACACUACACUAGUGUACCCCACAGUAGCAGUUGGGCUGCCAUUGUUCUGUCGCUAAACUGGGGCUUCAUUUUAAAGUUAAAAAGAUAAUACCAACACCAGUCCUUGUGAUAAGGAAGGAAGAGAAAUUCAUUGGUCCAUGUUUUAAUUUUCCACCCCAGGAGUAAAAUGUGGAUUAAAAUGCAGCUGUCAGUCAGAUUAUGCAGUUCUCAGAAUUUUGUGGUGCUAUUUCUGCUCAAAGCGUUCACACAAAAUGCAUACUUCACAGAAUUUAAAAUGCAAUAGUAUGUAUUUAAGGGGGAAAUGCAGCGAAAAGCAUACGAAACAUAUGUUUUAGCAGAAAGUGUGUAUAAUUUGAGUGCACAUUUUUAAUUAUUUUUUAAAAAAACUAAAAAUAAAGCAUGGCAAGGAAUUAAUCUGUGAUUGAGUACAUGUGAAACUCACACUGAACACAAAUAAAGGGAUCCAGCCACCUACAUACAUAGCUCAGUUGGUGGAGCAUGAAAGUCUGAAUCCCGGGGUCAUGAGUUCGAGUCCUACGUUGGGCAGAAGAUUCCUGCAUUACUGCGGUUUGGAAAAUAUGGCCCUUGUGGUCCCUUCCAACUCUACAACUUUGUGAUUCUAUGAUCUCCACCUUUGGACCACCUGACAAAAUAGCAACAGAGCAAUUCAGACUGUGACCAGGUAGCAGUAGGGCAUGCUGGGGUUACAGCCACCAUUGUAUCCACAGGCCCAUCCAUUAUGCUGGUGUUGAAGGUUGAAGGAGGCAGGCAGAAAUGUGCUGUGAGCUAUGCCAGCCUGGAACUGCUGUAGCCAUUAGGCCUCCAUUGGACCCGGUGCUGAGAAAAUCUAGGAGAAAAGAAAAGGUAAAAUUUACUCAGGUUUUUAUUUUAACUGUAAUGUUAGACCAUAGUCUCCUGGAUACCUUCUAGUAAAUGGACCUGACCCCCCCCCCCCCGGCAUGCUUUUCCAAUAGUGUAUCUUAUUACAUUUUAAAGGGCAGGUUAGGUUAUAAUUUUGGUUCUAUCGACUUCCAUGCUUCCUCUAGCAGUAAUGAAAGGUUUGGCUCGGAGGUUUGCAUAGCCAAUCUUCCAGCUUUAACUUUCCAUAGGUCUUUGCCAGGUAAUAACUCUGAAAAUCUCUUUUUACUGAGAACUCCUGCAAAAAGUGCAGCUGUGUGCUGGUUUCGUCUUGCAGCUCAUAGCUAUGUUGGCAGUGCUCAGUUGCAAGGUAUGCUGUCUGCUCCCACACGUUGCUGUUUGCUAAAUGCUGUUCAGGCAUGUCUCUAUUAACAAGAGGGGGAGAGCUUUUUGGAUUGGAGGGAAUCUCAGCUUCUGUUCCGUCUGAUUGGUUACCGCCGGUGGCAAGGUAAAAAUAGAACGGGUGGAAAAUCGAGCAUUUCUGACAUGUCAUCAGAAGCCUCCUUUUAACCUGGGAUAAAAUGCCUAAUGACCAGGGAAGAAGGCUCUUUUUAAGACAAACCCCCGGCAACUUUUAAACUCUGGGGACAGCGGGCUUCGAAAAUAAAAACCCAAAGGGUACACUUUGUCUUAACGUGAACGUUAAAAUGAUUACUUUAAGUGAAAAAUUGAUACUGGAUUGCAGCAAAGGGAUCUGCAAAGUGGCCCAGAUUCUUAAGAGUGGACUUGGCUCUCCAAACCUUUGUGCUGUGAAGCACACAUCAAAGCAGAAGAUAGUUUUGAAGUCAGCUUUUACACUUCCAGAUCUUUCAGAGCAGUUUUCACCACCUGAAAAGGCGGCUCCUCUUCUUAUCAAGUUAGUGGAAGCCAUUGAAAGAAAAGGUCUGGAAUGUUCAACGCUGUACAGGUCACAUGGAUCAAGCAAUACUGGUGAAUUGAGACAAAUUACUGAGUGCGAUUUUUCUGCAGUGGAUUUUGAUGCCAUCGAUCUGCAAGUUUUAUCAGAUGCUUUGAAGAGGUACUUUGUGGACUUGCCAAAUCCUGUCAUUCCAGCAUCUGUUUACAAUGAAAUGAUUUCCAUAGCACAAGAAGUGCAAAACUCAGAGGAAUAUGCUCAAGUGCUGAAGAGGCUCAUCAGAUCUCCUAAUAUACCUCAACAGUAUUGGCUCACACUCCAGUAUCUACUCAAACAUUUCUCCAGACUUUGUCAGAACUCUACCAAAAACUUUUUGAAUGCAAGAUCCCUAGCUGAAAUUUUCAGCUAUCUGCUCUUCAGGACCCAGGUAGCAAGCUCUGACAGCCCUGAACAUCACAUAAAAAUCCUGGAAGUGUUAAUUACAAGUGAAUGGAAUGAAAGACAACCUGCACCAGCACUGCCUCCUAAACCUCCAAAGCCUAAUACUGUAGCAAAUAACGGUAUGAACAACAACAUGUCUCUACAAGAUGCUGAAUGGUACUGGGGAGAUAUCUCAAGGGAAGAAGUGAAUGAGAAGCUUCGUGAUACAGCCGAUGGCACCUUCUUGGUACGAGAUGCCUCCACCAAAAUGCAUGGGGACUAUACGCUUACACUAAGGAAGGGAGGAAAUAAUAAAUUAAUCAAAAUAUUUCACCGAGAUGGGAAAUACGGCUUUUCGGAUCCAUUAACGUUCAAUUCCGUUGUCGAGCUAAUAAACCACUACCGGACCGAGUCUUUAGCCCAGUAUAAUCCAAAGCUGGAUGUUAAAUUGCUUUACCCGGUAUCCAAGUAUCAACAGGAUCAAGUGGUUAAAGAGGACAGCAUUGAAGCAGUUGGGAAGAAAUUGCAUGAAUAUAAUAUCCAAUUCCAAGAGAAGAACAGAGAGUAUGACAGACUCUAUGAAGACUACACAAGAACAUCUCAGGAAAUUCAAAUGAAAAGAACAGCUAUUGAAGCAUUUAACGAAACCAUAAAAAUAUUUGAAGAGCAGUGCCAAACACAGGAAAGAUACAGCAAAGAAUAUAUUGAAAAGUUCAAGCGGGAAGGAAAUGAGAAAGAAAUACAAAGAAUUAUGCACAACUAUGAAAAGCUGAAAUCUCGAAUCAGUGAAAUUGUGGACAGUCGGCAUAGACUGGAAGAGGAUUUGAAGAAGCAAGCUGCUGAAUACAGGGAGAUAGACAAACGCAUGAACAGCAUUAAACCAGACCUUAUACAGCUCAGAAAGACCAGAGAUCAGUACUUGAUGUGGCUGACUCAGAAGGGAGUUCGGCAAAAGAAACUGAAUGAAUGGCUUGGCAAUGAAAACACAGAAGAGCAAUAUUCUAUGGUGGAAGAUGAUGAGGAUUUGCCUCAUCAUGAUGAGCGAACGUGGAAUGUAGGAAAUAUCAACAGAGGCCAAGCAGAAAAUUUGCUGCGUGGGAAAAGGGACGGCACAUUCCUUAUUCGGGAAAGUAGCAAGCCGGGUUGCUCUGCGUGCUCUGUUGUUGUGGAUGGUGAAGUGAAGCAUUGUGUUAUCAAUGAAACGCCUACUGGGUUUGGAUUUGCAGAGCCAUAUAACUUGUACAACUCGCUGAAAGAACUGGUGCUACACUAUCAACACACAUCGCUAGUGCAACACAAUGACUCUCUCAACGUCACACUAGCCUAUCCAGUAUAUGCACAGCAGAGGCGAUGAAGAUGUUAAUAAUACUCUGGGGUUUGUCUCUUUCUAUUAAAACACCCACAAAGAUCAUUCAACAAUCUUGAGGCCUCUGGGUAGAGAAUGCUCUUCUUGAGUUGGAGCUAAAGUGUCAAAGCCAUCUGUCUUCAGGUGGGACUGAAGCUUUUCUUCGCAACCGCAGUGGGAGAGAGUGCAGUUUUAAGAGCUGCGAACACACAUUUCUAAUCUAAAGUGCUUUCUUUUUUAGAGGAAAAAAAAACUAAGCAGAAGGCAAAACACAUCAAAAGAGAAGUGCUAUACCUGUCUCCCUGCAGGGACAUAGAGGCCUUUAACCAUGGUGCUUGUUGACCACCUCGUCGAAGCUUUAAGAGCUCAAAUGUUGGAACUCUGAAGACUCCAAAGUGCAGCAGGGGCUGCAUAAAGUGGCAUCAGAAUUUCUCCGUUGCGACUUGGGUGAUGUGGUUGCGCACAGAGGAUGCGGAUUGCCAGUUUUGUGGAUUGCUGGUUUUCUGGCGAAUGAUAUGUAGCAGAACGGCACUUUCACGUUUUAAGGGACACUUUAGAAGACACUUUAAAACAGACGUGGGUAACAUAAGUGCCAGGAAGUGUUUUUGUUUAGACAUUUAAAUUCCUGUUUUAAGAAGAUAUUUAAGACUGAAUAAAACUGGACUUUUAUGGCAUACAGUAUAUAUAAUAUGUACAUAGUUCCGGGUGACUAAAUAUCAUAGAUGGAUACUGUCAAUACCAAACGCAUUCUGUUCACUAUUUGUUUCACCGAAAGCUAAAUCCUUACACUGCUAUGCAAUACUUCAUUUUCUAUUGGCUGUAUUUGUUCAAGUGUAACUAGAGGAUAAGCUUUUUUCUUUUCUUUCUUUUCUUUUUGUCAUCUCAAAAUGUUCCCUUAAUACAUAUUUUGGUGUCAUUUUUCAGUUCGUUCAUUACUUCCUCGGCCAUUUUUUAAAAAGUAAUGUGCAGGAUGUCAGUAAAAGUUGAUUUCAGAAUUAAAUCUAUGAACUAUUUUAACAGGGUCCCCCCUCACUUUGUAUAGAGAAUUGGGCUGGUAGCUCAAGGUUAAAAUUCAAGAUUUCCUUCUUGACUAAAUAUUUUGUUGGGCAGUGCCUGAUAAGCUUCAAAGCUGCUUUAUUCAAUAAAAGAAUAUAUGAACAUUGCAAAGUAUCACUGAGUCCAACAAUAUUGUUUGAAAAAUACCUUCAGAUUAUGGAAUCCCAAUAUAUUUUAUUGGAAGAGUUUUAGAUUUCUGUGCUGGUUCUGUUUGUAUUUGAAUGAAGACAGAUGUUCAUCUUGUUUUGAAUGCUGCAGAAAAACAGUCAGAAAACAUUGGCUACUAGGGUAGUUAAAUCAAGUUUAAUCCUGUUGAUUGACAUGUGAAAUUUUGAACAACAGAUCUAGACACUUCAUCAAAAUAUUUUCCAUAUCAUAUGGAAAAAUUGUUUUUGGUGGGUGGUUUUUCAACCAUGUGUGCAUUUGGCUUCCAUAUUUCAUAUUUUUGUGAAUAACAGAGUAUAAUAAGGAUAAUUUUAGGAAGCCCUAGUUCUGUGACACAUAAUUCCCACAAUUAAUCUUUUAUUACUUUCAUAUCUCUAUGGAGUAAAACAAAAAACAAAUACAGUCAUCUGAAAAGGCAAACAAACCAAUGGAUUAAAAGUAAUGAAAGAAACAUAAAACCUCAUUGUUCCAGUAUCUAACCAAAUUCUGCAUUUCUUGAGCAAAACUUUAAAAAUCAUAGUUGUAUUUUCUGUUUUACAGAUUAGUUGUUAAGGAACUCUGGAAGUUUUUGGUUUUUUUUUUUUAGUGAAUAAGCGAAAAGAAAAUAGUUAUUGUGGAACUUUUUAUGGUUUUGACCCAUUAGGUAAUCAGUGCUUCUUAAAACAAAGCACUACGGAUUCCUUGCAGAUAUCUCUUUCUUGUUUGGUAACACUAUGAAUAAAUUAGCUUUGUUCCCUCAGUCCUUCCCCCCCCCCUAGUAUCUUUAUAUUUGAUGCUGUGAGGAGUUUGUUUAUCACUCGUUGGCUUUGCUUUUCUGAGGAAUGCAGUGUGUUUCAGAAAACUUCAAGGUUUUAAAGCCCCUUUUAAAACCCCUUUUAAAGCCAGCUGGGGCUUUGCCAACCUUGUAGCGGGAGUUGGGGCUGCCCUUGCAAGCUUAAAUCUGCUUUCACUGAAGUAGUCUCAUGAGAGUCAAUGGAAUUGCUCCACGUUUACUCAGGUGGAAGUGGAAGCUGAGAGUCACAUUUCAUCUCAAGGAGCAUUGACCAACAAGAACUAUACCAGGCACCCCCAAACUGCGGCCCUCCAGAUGUUUUGGCCUACAACUCCCAUGAUCCCUAGCUAACAGGACCAGUGGUCAGGGAUGAUGGGAAUUGUAGUCCAAAACAUCUGGAGGGCCGAAGUUUGGGGAUGCCUGAACUAUACCAAUUUUAAUCAGUUCAUUCAUCAUUUAUUUUUUCCACUCAACAGUAGGGGGGAGGAAACGCGUAUAUUUUGCUCCAAUGGUAGUUCUUGGAGGGCAAAAUACGACUGGUCACUGAGUAGCAAGUAGUUUGCUAUUGUAAUAUGACCCGAAUGCACUUUGACGGAGAUGGCUGUGCAUCUGACGUAUUGUCAGACGGAGAGGUGGCGCUGCGAGUUCUGAUCACCUGUUUAGAGGGAAGAGAAGGCUAAGCAUAGGUCCAUUGGGGCAAAGAAAGGUGGCGCCUGGAUUCAGUCCUCACACCACCCAAACUAGCCACCCCAUUGAUCGGCACUGCUCAGUUUGACAGUAUUUGCUGUGCACUGUUGCCAAUCUUGUUUUGGGAAACCACAUGUGUGCAAGCUUUUGAGGCUGGGUACAGUGUCUCAGCCUUGGAAACUACAUAGCAAUACCCUUUUUAGUUUGUGGUCCCCAAGCUAGGAGUGGAUGCACAUGCAAAACGCUGCCUCUGUGCAUUGCAUCUCCCUCCUCUGGUUUAGGAUGCAGAGAGACAGAACCAAACUUCUGAGCUACAAAGAUAAUUAAACUGGGUUCCUAGAAUAUGAACUGUCCUGUUUGUAUCCCGAUGCACCUAAAAUGAAUACAGCUACUACAGACAAAACAAGUUAUGGAUUCCUUAACUUGAGGCUUAGGUUUGUUGUCUCUGAUGUUACACGUGUGUGUGUGUGUGUGUGUGUGUGUGUGUGUGUUUCUCUCUGUGUGUGUGUGUGUGUAAGAACCACAUUCUCACUGCUGUUUUCAGCAACUAUAAGCAUGAAGUGAAACUUUACUCCCAAGUUUCCCAUGUAUUCAAACAACCCGGACGGUGUUCUGAGGUGUAUUUUAAUGUUCGGAUUUUAUCAUUUUGUGUGUCGUUGGUUCUUUGUGCCAUUUGGCAGAAGAUACAAUGCAAAUAAAAUAGAGAAAUGCUGUUAAUUGGAAGUUAGUGUAAAAGGGGAGUGCUUUCUUCUUGUUUUUUCUACACGGAGGAAAAAUUGAGUCCCGAUCACUAUUUCCUAUUAUAAAAGAGAAAUGGAGGAAGUCUGCUGUAUUCAAUCACGGUACUAAACUGAGCAUAUUUCAACGUCUCUUAACUUGUAUUGAAAAAGGAACACACAACCUUCCCCACCCCACCUGCCCUUCAGACUAGGGAAGAGUGAAUGAUUUGGGUGCACUUGAUUUCAAAUUCCAGCAACUUGUUUCAAAGACAGAGGGAGCUUGGAAAAGGUCAUGUUUCUAGAAUUUAUUUUAAUGUGUCAAGCCAAAUCUUAUGUUUCAGUGUCAGCUGUUAUGUAGAAAAAGUGGCUUUGUCAUGUAAUUAACAAUGAGCUUUGAUGCUUUGGGGAAAGGGGGGGGUGUCAUUCUGAUGUUUUUCAUUGAGAAGAACAUUGGUUAGUUUUAACACAGUGCUUUUGCUAUGCAUGGUAUUUGUUUGGGAAAGUGAUUCCUAAGGUGGCUUUUGUUCAGGAUCGCUUUCAGAAUGGGCAGUUCGAAGCUAAAUGCCUCCCAUGGGACAUGGUUUAAAAAAUGCAAUAUUCCAUUAAAAAAAAUGCACACAAAGAAACCCUACAGAUCUUGUAAGAUCUGCUUUUAAAAUGAGCCAGAUACAAAAUUAGGAAAAGUUACAUUACCAUUUGUCCCUAUGAGACUGCAUUAGCUGCCCAACAUGCUGCUAUUUUUAUUCUUGGUUUUUCCCUCCUUAGGAAAAAAAAUAAGCUCUGUUCUGUUAAAUGUCUUUAAAACAUUAAAUUUUUUGUUGUUUUUAAUUUUUGUAAGGGAGGAAGAAGUUAAAUGGAUCACUUUGUACAUUGCCUUUAAAAGGCAAAUGCACCUCCUUAAAAGAUGCUGGCUUUUCUGAAAUUGAUGGAGCUGUGUCCUGUUUUUAAGUUGCUUUAAAAAAAAUUGUACUAGAUCUUCAGCCAGAAUAAAGAUUGUUUUGCAACUGCG